This is a messenger RNA of Chrysochloris asiatica (Cape golden mole), 4446 nucleotides long. It is a transcript of the gene SHOC1, whose product is annotated as chromosome unknown open reading frame, human C9orf84. NCBI's taxonomy places the organism in Eukaryota, Metazoa, Chordata, Mammalia, Afrosoricida, Chrysochloridae. The record is from RefSeq and is a predicted model, not a curated record. Gene Ontology annotation, cellular component: condensed nuclear chromosome. Gene Ontology annotation, molecular function: ATP hydrolysis activity; single-stranded DNA binding. Gene Ontology annotation, biological process: resolution of meiotic recombination intermediates. The transcript is spliced from 27 exons.
AUGUUUUCUCCAAUCAAAUACCAUGCAAUAGAUUAUUUAUAUGAGAAUAUAGUUAGAAAGAGGCUUUCCAGAGAUGCUUUGUUGCUUCAAAUCCCUUCAUGUUUUUAUCAAGAUGAAAAUUAUGAAGGAGUUGCCAAUGAUAGAUUUCAGAAGCCAUGGACGAGAGUCUCAGCUAUUCCAGUUCAGGAAAUGACCGAUACCUCAGUCUUGGAUCAAUGGAAAGCAAAUCUCUUUGUGGAGGACUUCCUUGAGAAGAAAACAGUUACAAGGAUGCAGACCCUAAAUAAUUGUGAAUUUGAGGAAAUUGUUCCAAGUUCAAACCCAAAUUCCCAAAUUGAAAUGGAGGAAGCCAGUUUAUAUAACUAUGAAGAUUACAGUGAAGCAUUUACACCUGUCAGCUAUUUAGAAAAAUGUCUAACACUUCAAACACAGAACCAAGAUUCUUUUAUUGAGGAAGAAGAAAUAAUUUUUGGAAAUAAUUUGAUGACCCAUAGCAGUCAUCUACCAACUUUUAAUACUCUCUUGAGUAGUCCAGAACUGCAAAUCUUCACAAAACCUAAUUUUUCCAGGGAAUGUUUCUCUUGUCAAGAGAAUUUGGAAGGUAAUGAGAAAGAAGAUCUUUACACAGAUAAAGAGAACUUUUGUCAGGAGAAACUGGAAGAUACAGUAGGUUAAAAUGAACCAUCAACUUUGUCUAUUGGGCGUGAAUUAUUAAUGACUACAAGCCGAAAACAAGAGAUUGAAAUUCCAUCUUUCUCAGAGCUGAAGUCAUUAAACUUAAUACCAGAAAUAAUAAGUUAUGUAGAUGAAAAUGAAAAGGUUUUCAAAAAAGAUCUUGUUACAAAAUAUAGAAUUGACACUGAGGAUAUAAAAUGCAGCUUCACAGAGAUUUUGACCAUUCAAAAUCCUUGUGAACCAGAGUGCAGUGAACCAGGAAAGUUAGAGAUGCCAUUAACUCAUCUACAAAUAACAAGUCAACAUUCUUCACAGAAUUCAUUAUAUUCAAGGUUUCAGAUAUUUCCAUUUUCUCCUGUUUGCAAAAUUAAUUUACUUGUCACUGAAGAAUCAGCUAAUAAAUGCUGUAUGGUUUGGCAAUUAGAACGCUGCAGAAGUGUUUUGAAAUCAUUUUUGCUUACAGUACCAAGAAUUCCAGAGUCCAGCAGUCAGUCCUCAAUUACAGAUUUUAAAAAGAUGCUUUCCAUUGGAGAAAGAAGCCUUGUGAUUAGUCCCUUAAGGGCAGAGUGGUGGAAGCAAACAGGACUAAAUCUGAUAAUGACUGAAACUUUGGGACAUCUAAAUACAGAUUUGUGUCACAAUUAUCUAUCUUCUGGCGAUACUAAAAAGGAGAUCUUUUUGUCUACAAAAUUGCUUCAAUUAGACUCAUCGCUAGAACAUAAAAGUUGUUCUUCUAUUAAAUGUAUUAAAGAGAAAUCUGCAGAUGAUCAUUUAUCACUUCCACAAAAGAGUCUAUCACUGGCAAAAGAAAUAGCACCUCUGUGUUUUCCUAAAUGUAUCUCUGAUAAAAGACCAACAAAAGAAAAACGAAAGCAUGAUCCAGAGCUAGUUCACAGAAUAAUACAAAAGAAAGAAAAUAAAGAUUAUGUUGAAUUUGACUGCACAGUACCAUCUAAUGAAUCAUGUUCUUCAAGAAUUGAAGAAGUGUCUAUUCAAUAUGGUAAAAAACAAGAGGAUAGCUCCGACUUUUUGAGCGACUUUAUUAUGCUGCGAAAUAAAUAUGAGGCUUGUACCUCAGAGACAGAAAUCAUAAAUAGUAAUGAAAAAGAUGUUAAAGAGGAGCAUUCUUUGACUCUUCAAAAGGAAAGUCCUAUUGUUUGUACUAAUAAAAGCCUAGAAAAAAGAAAUCAGGAAAGGGGAGCAGAUAAUGUCAUUGAAAUUCAAGCAUCAGAUAGCCAGUGCCAAGCAUACUGUCUCCUAGAAGCAGCAGCUACUCCUGUCUUACAAAAGCUUGUAUGCCUCAGUAAUGUCCCUGCUGCUAACUGGAAAUUUGCCACUAUUAUCUUUGAUCAAUCAAGGUUUAUGUUAAAGGAACAAGAAAAAGUAAUAAGUGAUACUAUUCACCAAGGUAUAAAUGAUGAAAGAGAAAUGACAUUCAAGCAUGUUGCUCUCUUACAUCUUCUGGUAACAAUUAGAGAUAUCCUUUUAACGUGUAACUUGGACACAGCAUUAGGAUAUUUAUCAAAUGCAAAAGAUGUCUAUGAAGGCAUUUUGGGCUCUGAUUUGGAUGAUAUUUGGAGACAGCUAGAAAUUGUACAGUUUAUUAAGGAAAAAAAUCCUGAAACUAAUUACAAGAUACAAGAAUUACAAUGUCAGCUACUAAGUUGGAUGCAAAUUCAACAACAAACUAAGGUGCUGAUUAUAAUAAGAAUAGAUUCUGACGGUGAAAACUAUUUACUCGUUAAAAUUCUUAACAAAAUAGAAGGUUUAAAAUUGACUGUCUUUGAUUCAAAUGAAAGAAAUAAUUCCCUGGAAUCUGAAGAUGUAUUAAAUGGUACCUGUUCCUGUGUAGUUGUACACAAUCAAUAUAUUGGAGCAGAUUUCCCCUGGAGUCGUUUCUCAUUUGUGGUAGAAUACAAUUAUGCAGAAAACUCCUGCUGGACUGAGCACUGCGAGAAGUUGAAUAUACCUUAUGUGGCCUUAAAAACGAUUCUUCCAGACACAAUUUUAAAGAGAAGCAACUUGCUGGAUAAAUUCAGUGGUUUUCUUUUGGAAAUUCAGAUUCCAUAUGUGUUUUUUGCAUCUGAAGGACUUCUUAAUACUCCAGAAAUACUUCAGCUGUUAGAAUCCAACUAUAAUAUCACAGUAGUGGAAAGAAGCUGUAGUGAGUCGUUGAAACUCUUUGGAGGUACAGAGCAUUAUGCAUUGAUGACAGUUGAUGAACACACCGCCAUAAUUUUGCAGGAUCUAGAAGAAUUGAAUUAUGAGAAGGCAUCAGACAAUAUAAUCAUGAGACUGAUGGCAUUAUCCUUCCAAUAUAGUUGUUGUUGGAUAAUAUUAUAUUCCAAAAAAGCAUUGGAUUCAGAGUAUCAUCUUACAGAAAAGACACUUCAUCACCUAGCACUAAUUUAUGCAGCUUUGGUUUCAUUUGGCCUAAAAUCUGAAGAACUGGAUGUAAAGCUUAUAAUUGCACCAGGAAUAGAAGAGACUGCAUUGAUUAUUCGACAAAUUGCUGACCACAAUUUAAUGACCUCCCAGAGAGAUCCUCAUGAAUGGUUGAACAAAUCCUGGCUCCAAGUAUCACCUUCUAAGGAAGAAAUGUACUUACUUGAUUUUCCAUGUAUUAAUCCAUUGGUGGCUCAGCUCAUGUUAAAUAAAGGACCUUCAUUGCACUGGAUAUUAAUAGCAACUGUUUGUCAACUUCAGGAUCUCCUACCUGAAGUUCCAGAAAAAGUGUUAAAGCAUUUUUGUGACAUCACUUCCUUAUUCCAGAUUAAUUCUUCUCCCAUAACAAAAUCACCUCAAAUUUCAUCACCUCAGGAAAAGAGGAAUUGGACUAGUAACUUUACAUCUCAGAGUUCAACUUCUGGUUCUUCAGACUCUGUCAUUCAAGAACAUAAUGAAUCUUACCAGCACUCAGAUUUAGGAUAUACAGUGCAGGAAGACACAAAUACUGUUUCUAAUUAUAAUUCUUCCCUUAUGGGCCUAAGAGAAAUACCAUCUGUGGAUUCUUAUAAUCAGACAAGCUACUGGAAAGACUCCAGUUGUAACCAAAACACAGUACAGCAUACUCCAUUUUUAAUUAAUACAGAAUCAAGAAAAGUGACUGGUCAUUCCUUUCAAAACCAGAAUGAUUCAGAAUCAGAUAUCUUUGGUUUGGGUCUCACACAGAUGAAUUAUGAGACCAGAAUAUCAUCAACUCGUGAAAGAGUUGUUCUUAAUUUUAUAAAUGAUCAGAAAGAGGGAAUAUAUGAAGCAAAAGGAUCCAUAAAUAAAGAAGUGUAUUCUCCUAGCUUCUCAUUAGAAGAAUCUCAAUCUCAUCUUCAUUCAAACUUUAAGAAAAAUAUUUGGGAACAGAAUCACUCAUUCAGUUUACAUUCUGGUGCAUGUGACAAAUGGUACUCUCAGAAAGAUAAUUUAUUGACUAAUCAGCAAAAAUGCCUAUCAGAUGAGUUAAAAGAUUUCACAUAUGAAAGUCCAAAUGUUGGGACCAAAAAGAUUUUCUGGAGAGAAUUACCAUCUGUCCCCAAUUGGGAUUUAUUUCAUUCUUCUGAUUUUGGUCAAAAGGAAUUUGACAGCCUAUGUUUCUACCAAAGACCUGGAAAAUGUUUAAGUCAGAAGAGGUACCCUGAAUCUUCAUCUAAUCCAGGAUACAUGGAACCAUUAACAGAUUCCAAGUACUCACAACUCCCACAGUUCAAAAAACGACGUCUUAUGUAUGAAAAAAUCCCUGGUAGAGCUGAUGGACAAACUCGUCUGAGGUUUUUUUGA